Molecule: messenger RNA, 556 nt
Organism: Priapulus caudatus
Lineage: Eukaryota; Metazoa; Priapulida; Priapulimorpha; Priapulimorphida; Priapulidae
Product: casein kinase I isoform gamma-1-like
Molecular function (GO): ATP binding
Source: RefSeq, a predicted model, not a curated record
AUCACUGUGCAUGUUCCAUGAUGUUCCUCAACUCGAUACAUUCAGAAAAUUUUAUUCCUAUUCUGGAACUUGUAAUGCGUUUCCUGUGUUGUUUCCAAUGAAACUUGGCUAUGAUGUGACUAUUCAUACAAAACUAAUAACAUCUAGGAGCUUUUACUGGUAUUACCGAUUGUUUCCCGAAUGUGUGACUCGAGAAGUGCGACGGAUCCAGACUGAUCGGUGAGGAUGCCUCAAGCGCCCGGUUCAAAUAACAUCAAGGAUGAGAACCAAGAUUCACAGAAGAAGGCCUUGAAAGGUCAGAGUCGUGCCGUCCAUGGCCAACGGCAAGGUGGCGCCACCUCUGGCACCUCAGGUGUGCUCAUGGUCGGCCCGAAUUUCCGCGUUGGGAAGAAGAUUGGAUCUGGGAACUUUGGCGAACUGCGACUCGGGGAACCAAUGAAGUCAAGAGCCCCACAGCUUCAUCUGGAAUACAGGUUCUACAAGAUGCUGGGUCAAUACGGUGAGUUUACAACCGGGCCAAUUUACUAUGUGCCUCCCUACAGUGGAUGGGACGCAC